Molecule: messenger RNA, 2686 nt
Organism: Condylostylus longicornis
Lineage: Eukaryota; Metazoa; Arthropoda; Insecta; Diptera; Dolichopodidae
Gene: Cul2
Product: cullin-2
Exons: 12
Coding region: 200-2464 (754 amino acids)
Biological process (GO): protein ubiquitination; SCF-dependent proteasomal ubiquitin-dependent protein catabolic process
Cellular component (GO): SCF ubiquitin ligase complex; Cul2-RING ubiquitin ligase complex
Molecular function (GO): ubiquitin protein ligase binding
Source: RefSeq, a predicted model, not a curated record
UUAUAUUUGGGAGUUUGGAACGCUGAAAAAUUAAAGAUUUCCAUUAUUAUUUUUAUUUUUUCAAAACAAAUAUUUACAUUUAUAACAAAAAUUUUAAAAUUUUUUUAAAAGAGUUGAACUUUUUAGCGAAUAAAGGAAUAGUGCAGUCACGACAUAAAGUUGAUUACCCUGUGUUUAAUUUUUUAAUUUAAAGGGAAGAAUGUCAUUAAAGCCUAAAGCUGUAAACUUUGAGGAAGUGUGGCAGGAUCUAAAGGAAACUGUGAAAGCUGUAAUAACUAUGGGAAACGUUCAAAGGGAUGUUUGGAGUAUACGUUUCAGUGAUAUAUAUUCGUUGUGCGUCGCUCACCCAGAUCCGCUAGCUGAUAGAUUAUAUAUGGAAACUAAACAAUUUCUUGAAAAUCACGUACAAAAUAUGUUGGCGACGCAAGUUGCACCACCUAAUGGAAACGAUAUGACUGACCAAAACGGAAAAGAUUUGUUACAAAGAUAUUAUAAUGCUUGGUCACAAUAUAGUAAAGGAAUUGGAUAUUUGAAUAAAUUAUAUUUAUAUUUAAACCAACAGCACAUUAAAAAACAAAAAAUAUCUGAUGCCGAUGUUGUAUAUGGCAAUUUGUCACCCGACACGCAAGAACUAAUGGAAAUUGAAGAAUUAGGUCUAGAUAUUUGGCGGGUGUAUAUGAUUUUAUCAUUAGGUGAAGAACUAGUUAAACAGAUUUUAGAAGGAAUAAAAAAAGACCGGAGUGAAAAACAUGAUAAAUCCACAAAUGUGGAAGUAAUUCAUGAAGUAAUUGAAAGCUUUGUUGAAGUGCAGAAUUACAAAAAGAAGGGAAAUUUGAAAUUAUAUCAAGAACUAUUUGAAACUCCAAUGCUACAAGCCAGUGGAGAACAUUACAAAACGGAAGCAUCAAAAUUACUCCAACGUUGCACGGUUUCCCAAUACAUGGAGGAAGUAAUCAACAUUUUAGAAGAUGAGAACAAGCGCGCACAUAAAUUUCUACAUACCAGUUCAAUCACUAAAUUGCAAAAAGAGUGUGAAGAGAGAUUUAUCAAUGAUCAUUUAGAUUUCUUAUAUUCAGAAUGUAAAGAGAUGGUUUCACAAGAGAAACGCAAGGAUUUGCGCAAUAUGUACAUUAUUUUGAAACCAAUUCCAGAUCGUUUAAAAGGUUUAUUAACACAAACAUUUUUGGAUCAUAUUAAAAAUGAAGGAAUAGAAACUAUUUCCACAUUAAAAGGCGAAAAUAUACAUAUUCAAUUUGUCGAAAAUAUGCUCAAAGUCCAUCAAAAAUACCAGGAACUGAUAGCUGAUGUAUUCGAAAACGACUCACUGUUUUUGAGUGCUCUAGAUAAAGCGUGUGCUAGUGUAAUUAAUAAACGUAUAAAUGAUAAACAGCCAUGUCGUUCAGCUGAACUAGUAGCAAAAUACUGUGACACUCUAUUGAAAAAAUCAAAAACAACGGAAACAGAAAUCGAUUCAAAAUUGACUAAUAGUAUAACAAUAUUUAAAUAUAUUGAAGAUAAAGAUGUUUACCAAAAAUUUUAUAGUAGAAUGUUGGCUAAAAGACUAAUUCAUGAACAGUCACAAAGCAUGGACGCAGAAGAAGCUAUGAUUAAUCGACUUAAGCAAGCAUGCGGGUAUGAAUUUACGAACAAACUUCAUCGAAUGUUUACAGAUAUUUCAUUAUCAGUCGAUUUGAAUAAUAAAUUUAACAAUUAUUUAAAGAAUGAAAAUACUGAUUUAGGAAUAAAUCUGUCUAUUAAAGUUCUUCAAGCAGGUGCUUGGCCCUUAGGUCCCACUCAGGUUGUAAUAUCUUUUGCUGUACCACAAGAAUUUGAAAAAGCUAUAAGAAUGUUUGAAAAUUUUUAUCAUACAUCAUUUAGUGGAAGAAAAUUAACCUGGUUACAUCACUUAUGUCAAGGUGAAUUAAAACUUGGAUACUUAAAAAAAAUAUAUAUUGUUACAAUGCAAACCUACCAAAUGGCAAUGUUAUUGCUUUUUGAAACAUGUGAUUCUUUAACAUGUAAAGAAAUUCAAGAAACUUUACAAUUAAACAAUGAUACGUUUCAAAAACACAUGCAAUCUUUAAUCGAAUCAAAAUUGUUAAUCGCUGAAUCAGAAAAUUUGGAAGGAGAAACUCAAAUAAAACUAAACUUGGAUUAUUCAAAUAAACGCACUAAAUUUAAAAUUACUGCCGCUUUACAAAGGGAAACACCACAAGAGGUUGAACAUACAAUGAUUGCUGUUGACGAAGACCGAAAAUUAUACCUUCAAGCUGCUAUUGUUCGUAUCAUGAAAUCACGCAAAAUUUUACGUCACAAUGCUUUAAUUCAAGAGAUAUUAUCACAAUCUAAAGUUAGUUUCACACCAAGCAUCUCAAUGAUUAAAAAAUGUAUUGAAUCGUUAAUAGAUAAGCAGUAUAUUGAAAGAACACCAAAUUCUGGUGACGAAUACAGCUAUGUAGCGUAAUUUUUUAUAUAAUAUAAUAGUUUACAGGCAACAAUAGCUAAAAUCUCAACUGAUAAAAUUACAGAAAAGAUAUUAAACUUUAUAAACAAAAAAUUAUGUGAAAAUAAAAAUAUUUAUUAUGCAUACGAUACUAAUACUGAAAGUAAAGAAAGUUUGAUAAAAUGCAAAUAAUUUUGUAAUUUCUUGCUCUAAAUUUAGUAAGUUUAUUUUUAAUAAAUUAAA